Closterium sp. NIES-67 is the source of this 1527-nucleotide messenger RNA. NCBI's taxonomy places the organism in Eukaryota, Viridiplantae, Streptophyta, Zygnematophyceae, Desmidiales, Closteriaceae. The record is from the annotation of a GenBank genome assembly.
AUGGUGACCACCCCAUACAGUAUUUCUAGAGAGGGCUGUUUGAUUCAUGGAAGCGAGGGCUUGUGUGGCUGCUAACCGUGUUGUGACGUGCUUGGCUUGGCUCUGCUGAUAAAGGCUGGAGCCUGUCACGGGUUUUAUCAAGCCUGUCUCGUGUCUCCCUGAACUCGACUUUCCGCUUCACGGUUUCUGCAUCCCGUCACCCUGACCGUCUCGGAGUUGCCCUUGCGAAACCCUUAUCGGUUUUUUGUUUUGAUAGGCACUCCACGCAGACGACUGGGCUGGGACGUUUUACAGCAUCACAGAUCAGAAUCAGCUAUCAAUCAGGGUUGGAAAAAACCAGUCUUCUCGCAAACCACUGCAUACCCUCUCUAUCGACAUGGCUGCCUGGAAGAGAUACCUGAUCACGUUGCUGCUGGUGGCGUUGUUCGCAACAGUCGCAUUUGCGUCCGAGGAUGUGACGGGAGAGUCAAGUUCGGGAUCGACGGACUCGACAAAAACCCUGAAUGCAAACAAGGCCGGAGCCAUUUUCGUUUUCUUCGGAUCCAGCUUUCUUGGCGUAUGGCUUCCUUUCUUCAUUCCGAUUCACCAAAACGUCCUCAAGUUUGGCAUUCUCUUCUCAACCGGUCUCUUCAUCGGCAUGUCUCUGCUUUACCUAGCAGUCGAGACAUUUGAGGAGUUUGAGGAGCUUGCCGGAAAAGAUUAUCCUUACGGAAUGCUGGUCAUUGUGAUGGGUAUCUACCUCACCUGGCUCUGCGAUCUGAUUGUCAAGACGAUCUGGCGCAAGCGAUCCGGAUCCUUCGAAGAAAAGGAAGAGGAAUUGGGCCCCACAGUCGCUGGCGCUAUGGGAGCGGGCCAGACCAAGGUGGUUGAUGCAGACACCGAGAACCAGAAGCAAGUUGACGUGCAAGCGCUGUCUAUCGUCGAUGUCAUCGUGGUGCUCUUCGCUCUCUGCUUCCACGCGUUCUUCGAAGGCAUGGCUGUGGGCCUGGCGUCGUCGGUUCAGCGAGUGUGGAGCAUGACUGCUCAGAUCAGCGUGAACGAGUUUUUCGAGGGCCUUGCUCUUGGCGUCACUCUCCGCGUUCAAGACACGUCUCGCUCCUUGCUCAACCAUUUCCUCUUCGCCCUUGGAGCGUCGGUCGUGGCUCCUACAGGAAUCGCCAUUGGCCUCGCAAUCGACUCGGGAAGCGGCAAGGAGGCUCGCAACUGGGUGAAGGCCUUUGGAAACGGCAUGGCGGCUGGAGUGUUUAUAUUUAUUGCACUGGGCCAUUUGCUGGCCAAGGGCAUGAAGCCGGGAUCCAAUGAUCGGUGGUGGAUGGCGUUUAUCAAGUGGUUUGUUGCAGGGCUUGGUCUGAUGACCAAUGCCCUUCUCCAGCUGUGGGGAGAGAGCUGAAAGGACAGUUCUGUUGGUUCCCUAGGUGAUCUUACAGUUUUGCACUAGUCAUUGUAUAAAAUAAGUCAAUGAUGCAUUCAAGCAUUAUUGAGUACAUGUGUAGACUAUGAUCCUUGAAGAAACGUGCAACGCAUUUA